This is a messenger RNA of Gigantopelta aegis, 8338 nucleotides long. RefSeq lists its product as uncharacterized. Lineage: Eukaryota; Metazoa; Mollusca; Gastropoda; Neomphalida; Peltospiridae. The record is from RefSeq and is a predicted model, not a curated record. Bases 384 to 1169 code for a protein of 261 amino acids. The transcript is spliced from 8 exons.
CAUUAAUCACACAUUAUGUCUACCAAUAAAAGAUAUUUGUGACAGUGAAGUGCCAUAUAUUAACAGUUAAUGAGUUUAUGUUACAAAUCGCUAACCACAACAGCUGUGUCCCUCUGUUAUUUACUUGUCGCCGAGAAACUAUGACGUCACAGGUACUCGACGACUUGUUGUGGCAUUCCUUUCUGCGUUCACGAACUGGAAGGAAUUAAUUAAAACAGUAUACCUGAAGAAUGUUUCCAGUUGUAGAAGUAUUAAAAUGUCCUUGAACUGAAGACAUGUGCUAUUAAUACUUAGUCAUAAAUGUUGCUAUGCAAGAUGUGAUGGUGAGAUCAUCGGAAAAAUUAACCAACCAACAUUUGUGAGUUAAACAUUAAACUUUUGAUAUGGGGUGUGGCUCCUCGACAGUUGGGGUCAGCCCAGAUGGACAUGUGGAUGGUCAGAAUGGACAGAUGAAUGGUCAUGUUACUACAGGAACAAAGAAAAAGCAGAACAUAGUGACUGACAGCAACGGGAACAGACAGGAUAUAUCCUCCAACAACCCAGUGCCGAGGGGCAUUGCCUUCGAAGUAUGUCUAGAUGACCGGCCAACUGCUAGUCUCAUUGCCAAGCAUCCUCCAAGACUAAAGAAAUUAGAACCCUUGAACCUGCCAAAGCUCACUCCAGAAAUGCUGGCACAAAAGCAGAAGCUAGCUGAUGAAAAACGAGAAUUGGCAUUACAAAAAAAAAUAAAGAAAUCUCAGAAAUCAUCAAAACGACGCAAUGAGCUGCUAAAAGCAAGAGAAUUUGAGGAACAACGUCGGCGAGAAGAACAAAUGAAGAUUAUGGAGCAGCUCAAAUUGGCAGAGUUGAAGAGGGAAGCUAAGCUGGAGGAAAUUAAAGAAAGACAGAGAUUGAAGGAAGAACGAGCACGGAGAGCUAGAGAAAAGGCAAAGCGUUUACAAGGGGAUCCAGAUGUUUCAUUAGAUGUGGAGAAAGAUGAGACAUAUAAUAACAGUGACACUGGAUCUUGGUUAGACGAAGACAAUGAAAGAAGUCGUAAAAAGUUGAAACCUCUCAAUUUGCGGCCGACAGUUAGUACAAGCACAAUUGACAGUUUUGAAAAUGCGUUUCAGCGGCCUCCUGGUCUAAAUCAUGCACAUGCACAUGGUGAUGAUUUCUUUGAUUCCUGAUGAUAUUUUGAAUUUAAAUAUUUUUAUUUUAAGCUCAUUGCCAUAGGAGAUGGAUACUGUAGCCCAUCCAUAUAUAUAUAUAUGCAUGUGUUUGCACAUGCAAAAACUGGUCACCAUCUUAACUACUCUAACAGACAUAAAUAUAAUGUUUAAACAUCGAACAUCCAAGUGGUUAUGGGAUGGGUAACUCAACAAUGAUUUAUUUAUUUUUAUAUGCCCAUCUUUAUUAUGUUGUACUAUGGUAUGGUGUAGUCCUUCCAUUAACUGUUCUUGUCUGGACCACAUCUUGGGUACCAAUGAAUGCAAGACCAUCAAACCUUAAAAGCAGUUGGGAUGGGGUUGUGUUGUAUACGAUUACUAGGUGACUGUGACCUAUUUUUCAGCUUAUUACAUAUUAAGAUGAAUCUUUAUCUGGGGCAUAUCUUCCUUAUCAAUGUGUAUGGGAUCAUCAAAUCUUGCAUGCAAAUACAACCUUGGAUAUCAGUGUCACACACCAUUACUAGGUCACUGAGACUUACUUUUCAGGGAUUACUGCACAAUAAAGGAAAUCCCUUGUACAGGCCAUAAUAUCUUCCUCGUUAAUCCAUGCAGGACCACAAACUUUGCACACAGUAACAACUUGGGAUGCGGUUAUGUUGCAUUCCAUCACUAGGUCACUAAGACCUAAUUUUCAUGGUUUACUGCAUAUUAGGAAAAAGGUUUUCUCUCUAUAUCUUACUAAUUCAUGAGCAACCAUCAAACCAUGCAUGCAAGAACAACUUAGGAUGGCAGUGUGCUGUGUACCAUUACUACAGUAUUAUUCCUAUUUGUAGCGCCCGGGCGCAAUGCAAAACACAAAGGGGGCGCGCUAAUUAGAAUAAUAGAACACGUUUCGUAAUACGUGUGAAAAAUCCUCGUAUCAAACUGUCAAUGCGUCUGGCUCGCUUAGACAUCAAAAGCUUUGCGGCCGAGUCACUCCACCAGUGACGUUUUCUUGUUGAAAUGACGUAGCGUACCGUACAUCGUCAGCUGAUUUAUCAAAAUACAUGGUACUGUGCACGUAGGCAUAUAGGGCCUGCGGAGUGUAUUUGAAAGUGGGGUGGGGAGGGGUGUGUGAUUGAGACCCCUCAUACUUGCCCACUUCAUUUUGUCACCCAGUCUGAAUAUAUUUUAAACGGUGUUACGGUGUCGGUGUAAAUACCUACCGGUAUGUUUGUACUUCCGGUUUUGAACAGCGUUAACGGAGUGUCGUGCGUUCAUUCUGCGUGGAGAUAACAGCGACAUACAUUUGAUAAACGACAUGUGUGACAUACUGUUCGCCCAUACUAGUGUUGUAGUGCUUCACCUGUUUGGAUUUUAUUUGUUUACCGAUUAUUGUCAUUGCAAGUCGGCAGUUUUACUAUUUUACGGGUACCGUUUCAUGAUACACUUCUCGUGAUCAUAGGGGGCACUUAUAUUAGAGGGGGCGCUACAAAUAGGAACAAUACGGUAGGUCACUAAGACCUAUGUUUCAUGGUUGUAGAUGAUAGAUCUUCGUCUUUUACUAGGUCACCCAGAUCUGCUUUUCAUUGUUCUAAAUAACUGACCUAUUAUUUAUAUAUAUAUAUAUAUAUAUAUAUAUAUAUAUAUAUAUAAACAUAUAAACAUAAUUUGUCUAAUUAACAUUUCAUACAAGAACUGUUUCUUCCCCAAUGUCUCUGUGGUACUGGUGCUACAAAACUUUUCCCAUUAUACGGUAAUACAGAACAAUAACUUCAUUAAUCAGACAGCACCUUCUCCAGUGAGUGCAGUAUCAUCAGUAGUUGGUCCAAAACAAACUGUUAAUCCAUCCCAUUGCACAAAUUUCACAUAAUUAUAAUCCAGUGAUGCAUUUAACACUUUUAUUUAUUUAUGUGUGAGCUUCUCUAUCUAACUCCUGAUGGGCAUAUCAUGUACCUCACCUGUACUCUUACUUUUAUCAUAUUUUUGUAAAUUGUACUAGAAAUGUUUCAUUUCAAACUACUCUCCGGACCAGAAUAAUCUUCCCUUUAAGCCAUUAUGAAUGUUUAACAAAUUUGGCAUAUGCAGCUUAUGCACUGGGGCAUUGACGGCAUAUUUUAACUUGCUUGUUGUCUUAUUAGGUAUUGAAGGUCAUUGUUUUUUAUCAAUGCACACUUUCAGUCAGUUGUUUUAUUCUUUUAACCUUAACAGGUUUUGCAUCCCUUAAUAAUGUAUUGUAACAUUUUAAGUGCUAAAAGUAUUUGUGAGGUGCUGUCAUACAUCACUGUAAUGUGAAAAUAACUUGACCAUUAUUACCCACAACCUGUGAUUUAUUACAAAUGUUAACUAUGAUGUAAUAGCUUCACAGUCGAUAUUAAUAACAUUCAACAAGGUCAGUUACAAUGAUGUUAAAUGAUGUCAAUUUCACAAACCACAACUGCUGCAAUACAGACUACAUCAGAAGUGUGCCAUAACAUUGUUCAAUGUAUUGCUAUAACCCACGCUAUAAAGAUAGCAUGGGAAAAUAUAUUUAUAUUUACAACCGUUUAUCGUAAACCAUGUGAAAAUGUAUUUGUCUGUAAUGCAGUGAUUUGUUUUCGUUUUCAUUAAAUACAACUUUGAAUGCAAGAUGUAAUGUUAUUUUCACAAACAUCAGUCACAAAACAACUAAUAGUCUAGACUUAAAUCUAGCAGUCUUCUCAUUAGACGCAUAAUGUUUAUGCAUAAGAUAGCCGGAUAACUUUUGUUUUCAGUUUUUUAUAUUGUGCUAAUAGUACAUAGACUUUCUACAAUUAUCUUUAUUGUGAUUGAAUUUCUAAUGUUAUUUAGUGUUUAAUUAAGUUUAAAAAAAAAUAUUUAUCACCCAAAUUUGAAAUCUGUAAUAAAGUAAUCCAUUAAUAAUUAUGGCUAUGACAUGACAGAAAAUUAUAAAAGCUGAUGAAAUAUGGCACAGCCCUGUUUAAAAUUACAAUCAGAUGUGUCUAUAUAUUUUUUUUUUAACAUAGACAGAUUUAAUGGAAAUAGUUGAUUAAAAAACCCAAAGAUUCUGGCCCAAGGUGAUUCUCCAUGCCAUCUUCUUAAUUUUAACGAGGAUUAACAGAUGUGUUCAUACAUUUCUUUCACUAGUGAUACAGCUAUUACUAGAAUAGGAACUUUUAUGGGGAGUUUUGAUCAUUAUUUAAUAGAAGGAAUAUAAUCGACAAAUUUUCUGAAGUUUUAAAAGUACAAUAACUUACUGAUCUUUAAAGUUGUUUUGCCAGGGUAUUUUGUUUUGUUAUGUACUCUCAUGUUGUGCCUUAUAAAGAAAAAAGUGCACAUGAUACAUGAGAAAAUAUGCUAUUUGUUAAAUAAACUGCUUUGGUUUUUAUAAAUUGAUAUGAAUAAACUUCAAAUGCAAUAAUGGAUAUCACCAAAAAGACAAAAGAUUGAACAUAUAAUUAAAUAUAGACAUACAUACAUACAUUUGUCCAUGAAUGUGCCAUAAUGUUUAUUUUUAUGUUGUCUUAGUUAUCAUUCAUAAUGAUGUCUUAUUUGGUUUAAUUUUGAAUUGGAUAACAAAAUUGAUUCUGUAAUUUUUUAGAGAUGAGUUCUUUACUAAUAAAGUAUUGAUUGUUCAGAUUAAUUUAAUGACUGUUUUUGUAGAGCAGUAUUGUGUUUGUUUCAUCUGACAUUUAUACAAAUUAGUAUUAUGAAGCAGGGUCCAAUAUGGUGUAAUUAAUAAACUCUAAAUUUAUGUUUCAUUCGAACAAUUGAUAUAACAUGUAUACACAGUGGCGGAUCCAGAAAAUCCAUUUAGGGGGGCCCCAUUGACAUGAGGCGGAAUGCCAAGGUAACUUUGGGGGAGGUUUGGAGGGGGAUCAUAAAAAAACUAUCGCAAAAUUUAUGGGGGACCCAGCAGCUUAGUUUUCUUUUUGGGUUUUUUGGUGGGAGAGAUGCUUUAAGAAAUGUUAUUAAAGGUUAACUUUAUAAUAAAAUUGUUGAACUGUCUUACAAAAUGCCUAUGCUAAACAGUCCAAACUUUAAUCAAAAUAAAAACAAUGAUGACAUCAUUAUUCAUACAUGUAUGUAUGCGAGUCAUUAUCGAUAAUUUAAAGUAUGUAUAGGGUUUUUUUAAAUCACAAAAUGUCACAAUUCAAGGUAGUUAACUCGGUGAUACUUUUUCCUUUAGCCACAACCAUUUAAUGCAGGAUUUUCAAUAAAAAAAAAUGUUUUUAUCGUAAUUGAAGUAGCCUCUUAGUUUUGGAAAUAAAAGAUAUGAAAUGUCAUCUGAUAUUUGACUACAACUUGGCAAAACAUUGUUUUGUCUGGUUUUAAUUUUAUUAUAAAUUAAACCCUUAAAUGAUUUAUCUUUACUUUACAAAUUUAAAUAUUGUGGAAUUGUCAAAUUCUUAUGCUGUUUUACUGUGAUAGUAACAUUUACAAAUGAACGAAGUCUAUAGCCCUGAAUAAGACCAGUUAAAACUAAUGGAUGUCCCAUCACUGAUGACCUCUUUUAUAUGUUAAAAGACUAUUAAACUAGUCUGGGCUAGUUUUAGUGCAUUAAAAAAUAUCCCCUCCAGCUAACUGAAAAAUAUAGCAGCUUUUUUUAUAAAUUACCAAAUGUUUAACAUUGAGUAGCUGCAAUCCAUGUGAUCUAGUAGUGCUGCUAAACAAAAGAAACUUUAAAGGGUUUUUAUUUUUUCAGUUAAUUUUAACUUUCCAUCAUGUACACAUUUUUAGUUUCAAGAUUUGUGUUAGAUUGUUAAACUGUUAAUAGAUAUUGUUUCAGUCUGUUGUAUAUAAGGCCAAAUUAGCCAUUACAGAAAUAUUUUAAUUUUUUAUUAAUAAGUUAGGCUGGUUACCACUGGGUUUUAAGGAUUAUAGACAUUUUUGGUUAAUUGUGUAACUGUCCGUCCUCCUAAACACAUAGUCACAAAAACGAUAGUGAUGAGGAGGAUGAAUUUACAAGUAGAUAUAACGUAAUAAAGACUAAUGAGUUGUUUUGAGAUCAGUGUAAAAAUACACUUAGUUGCAUUGUAUACCAAAUACAAGACAUCUGGGCCCGUGAUUAUAAAAUGUUUAGAAAUUUGCUAAUGACGUCACAUGCAUACAAUUUGUAUAGUGUUGUCAUGACAUUAGUGUCAGACUCUAUUAGAGGCUCGAGUUUUAGACUCUUGAAAGUUUUAUAAGCACCAGGCCUGGUGUAUGAGUAUCAGACAGCGAAAAGAGCUGUUAGAAAUCAAACAUUUAGCCAAAUAAGGGCUAUUAUACAUGUUUGCUCAUUCUAUUUUUAUAAUACAAUAUUAAUGAAGUCGAACUGUGAUAUUAGCAAUAUAUAAAUUGCUUCAAUUGCAGUAUUAUUGAAAUUGUGAUACAUGUAUCAAGCAAUGAUAGUAUUUAAUUUUUAGUACAUGUACAUGUACAUGUAUUACAGAAGUCAAGACGUUAAUCACACACAUUAUUUAGAAUUGUUAAUGUUAUAUAUUUAAACUCCGACUGUGAUAUUAGGCACAGAUAGUAUUAUAAUUAUAGUCCAAGUUGUGGUAUUAGAUGCUCUAGCAUUCACAAUUCAGUCAAGAUGUAUAGAAUUAUGUUUACAGUAUGUUAUUAUAUUAGUCUUACCUAUUAUAGUAUUGAUGAAACAGGGUCAUGACGAAGCAUAGCCUUUUUAUUUUAUAUAUUGAUGUGAUGUUUGUGCAUUUGUUUAUUCAUAUGAUGUGUUAUUUAUAUAUAUAUUUGUCUCACUCUUUGUUCAUACAUAAUGAUAUUCCAUAAGUGUCGGAAGCAGAAUGUGGUGGGGGGGGGGGGGGGGCACAGCCCAGGGGUACAGUGUUGGGGUGCACACACCCCUGAAUUCUGAAGUGCCCUUUAAACUCAAUGUGUAGCAAAUGAAUAGUUAAUUUUCAUGUUCAGUGGAGAACAUGUAAUAUCUUGGACAGCUUUAUGUUUUGAUGGAGGGGAGUAUUACCAUGUAUAAUGAUAUAAUGCAUGUUAGUGCACUUUUGAAUAUUGUAGGUGCAUUUUUUAAAUGUAGCACUCCUCCCUGAUAUUGUAGAAGCCCUUUUUAAGUGGUAUACCUCCUCCCUGAAAAAAAAUCUGAUAUAAAUCCUUGCACUGCCGCCCCUCUCCCCCUCUCCCCCCCCCUCCCCUCUGUAGCCUAUCAUUUGAAAAUCAUUUUUUCAACUAUUCCCACCCCACCCCAUUUGCUGUCAUCUUCCGAUGCCUAUGUAUUUCAGUGUGAAAUUUAAAUGUAACAUAUUGGGUGGGUGUGAAUAUAUUUAUUUUUGUGAUGUUUUGUUGUGGAGGUCUUUUGCCACCUACAGACAUAGUAAUGAUUUAAUUGGCUGUUUAUAGCACCUAAAUCUAUCCAAGAUUGUAAUCACUAGAUGUCAAUUAAACCACAGAAUAAAAAUAUCUUAAAUUAGUCUGAUAACAAUUACUAAUACAGAUUCAUUAUAGUAAAGAAGGAAAUUUGUACAGGUCACAAGAAUAUAAGUUGUAGUUUUGCAUCCAAAGUUCAAAACUCAUAACCUAGGAUAUAUACAUGUAUAGUAUGGAUAUUUUUACAUUUCACUGAAUAUUUCUAUAAGAAGAAAAAAAGACAAUUGAAAAGAAUCUUUGUUAAACAAAUUCAAGAAAUUGGGACAGCUAUUUACAUACCUAUGGAAUGUACACAGGAAGCUAUACAGAGCUCGGACAUGAUGAUGGCACUAAUGGCAAUGAUACAAACCAUCAUAGGUAAGGGUCUUUACUGAUGGCUGUUUUUUGCUACUAGAUAAAAAUUAUUCCCAUUUGUUGAAGGAAUAAUUUUGUUUUGUUAGUUUUAAAAUUACUGUAGGCCAGACUAAAAUUGCCAUACAUGUGUAUGUGAGCGAUUUGCAUAUGGCAGAAAUAUUGGUAACAAAUUCUCAACUUUGAGCCCUGCAUUGGUCGAUUAACUACGCAAAAAGCGACUGACCAAGCUAAUUGUCUGACACAUAGACCAAUCUCCACGACCACUUGCCAUGGUUUCAAAGGAUGAUAUACUAGUAAUCUUUUAACUUAAUGCUUGUUGUGCAGUACAGUACUUUCGUAAAAUAAUAUUGUAUGACUAAUGAAAAAUUUUCGGAUCGGAUUUCAGACAUGGGCAGUGGAUGCAAAUCAGCUUUCAUUCUCAUGGCCUUACAUGACAUUGUAACCAAUAGAAACAGAAAAAUUCCAUCCUCUAUGAUUAAAAAGAAAUUUUAGUGAAA